Closterium sp. Yama58-4 is the source of this 1617-nucleotide messenger RNA. NCBI's taxonomy places the organism in Eukaryota, Viridiplantae, Streptophyta, Zygnematophyceae, Desmidiales, Closteriaceae. The record is from the annotation of a GenBank genome assembly.
AUGCAGGCUUGGGGGGGCAGGGGAGAGGGGGAGGGGGGCAUGGGAGGUGCAGGGGGCGGGGGUCCUGGGGGAGGGGGGACUGGGGGAGGGGGGCCUGCGGGAGGGGGGACUGGGGAGAGUGGCAGUGCCGGGGGGGGAGGAGCAGAGUCCGGAGGAGCAGGGGGCGGGGCUGGAGGUGGGGGAGGGAAAGAGGGAGAAGCAGGGAACGGGGAAAGUGGAGCAGGAGGAGCAGGAGCAGGGGGGGCAGGGGGAGGAGAUGGGGGGAGUGCGGGGGGAGGUGGGGGGCCUGGGUCAGCUGGGGCGGGGCAAGGCGUGGCAGGGAGGGGAGGAGGGGGCAUGUCAGGGGGUAUUUCCCCUGGUGGAGGUAUGGUAGGGUCACGGGCGGGGCCUUGGGAUGGGGCGGGGCGGGGGAGGGGGAUGGGGGGAAUGAGUGCGGAGGGCAUGGGCAGGGGUGGGGGUGUGGGACCGGGAAUGGCGUUUGGGAUGGGGGGAAUGGGCAUGGGAAUGGGAGGCUUGGGCAUGGGCAUGGGUGGGGGUAUGGGGAUUGGCAUGGGCAUGGGCAUGGGGAUGGGUAUGGGAAUGGGUAUGGGCAUGCAUAUGGGCAUGGGGAUGCACUUGGGGGGAGGAAUGGGGGUUGGUGGGGGCCCGAGCAUUGGGGCAAUGGGAGGGGGAGGAUGGAAAGAGGAAGGGAAGGAGGAGGGGGAUGAGGGGGGCAAGGGGGAAGGGAAGCGGGGAGCGGGUAAGGGUGAUGAGGGGGCGAAGGGGAUAGGGGCAGAUAAAACAGUGAAGGAGGAGGGUGGGGAGGAGAGGGAGGGGCAGGAGGUGAAGGAAGAGGAGGAGGAGGAGAGAGAGAGCGUUGACUCUGAGCAACGACAGAAAGAGCAAAAGCAGCAGCAGCAGCAGCAGCAGCAGCAGCACCAGCAGCCUGAACAAGUGUCUCACUCUCCCGCUUCUCUCCCACCUCCUGCCAUCGCUCACAAGCAACCGCCACAUCAGCAGGUGCCACAUCAGCCACCACAGACGCCACACCAGCAGCAGCCGCCCGCGAAUCAGGGCAGAAACCGCUGGUCUCACCCUGGAAAUUCACCUGGGGGGCACCUGAACACGCCCCCCCUGGGUCCCCUCUCUCCUGGCCUCCUCCCAGGUGUGCUACCACACCACCAUCCCAUGCCUGGGCCAGGCAUGGGAGGUAGGUUCGGCGGCCACCCAGGCAUGCCUGGACCUGGAGGUAGAGGUCCGGGAGGUGGUAUGGGAGGGCGGGGACCGAUCUUUCCUCCGGGGGGUAUGUGGGAUGGUAUGCCAGGUUCGGGAUCGCCGUUCCUGGGAGGUCCGGGAGGCUGGAUGGGAGGUCCAGGAGGCAUGGGAGGCCCGGGAGUAAGAGGCCCGGGCGGUCCUGGGUUUGGGCCGAACCUGAUGGGUCCGGGAGGAGGGGGAGGCAUGCCUGGGGGCGGAAGAGGCCUUAGAGAUAUGGGAGGGGUGGGGCAGUUCGGAGGGCCUAGGGAUCUCCAUAGAGUAGGCUCGGGAGACAGGCACGGGGAGGGAAGGGGCAGAGGGGAGUUUUUGCGGGAUGGGGAGGUUCGGAGAGGGGGUGUGGUGGUGGUGGGAGGGGGAUUUUAG